CCAGGGUUGACGCGUGGUUGACGGGUGACGGGUCCAUGGCUGAGCACUGGCAAAAUUCCCCUUAAAGAAUAUGAGAGCAUCGUUGACCAACUAGAUCUAUCUUUUCAAGUCCGGAGGCUGCUACUUUAUUGUAGGAAUGACACUGCUCCUCUUUUAUUAUAUCAUGAAUUGCUUCUGCAACUUCUCUUGUCCCUGUUGCUGUGUUUUCAAGCAAUCUAGUAAACGCAGAGGAGAAGAUGAACCAGGCUGCCAUGUCUGUGAAUCCUUGUUCUUGCUGAUGCUUCAAAAGUAAGACAUAGAUAGCUCUGGAUUAUUACCAUUUUCUGACUCUUCUAUGGUUUCAUCUCUGCUUGCAGGUUCAGCAGUGGGCUUGAAAUGGCAAAUUUGGUGGUCAGCUCAGGCCUUCUCUCCCAUUCCUGGGCUGCAAUCGGGUACGGAGACAAUUUGUUACAUGACCUAACCUUGCAUGUAUCCAUUAAACAUAGAGUUCAUCAGCAGCCACCCAAUUGUACUGUUUUAGCUUUUGCUCCUUUGGCCCCUUUUACUGCACAGUAUCUUCAGGGAGAAGGAAGAGAUUUAGUUUCAUCUGCAGCUCUGCGAGAGCAUUUCCCUCUCUUUGAAUUUGUGGGCACCAAAGUGAACCCAUCCUUCUCCAUUCACAGAGCUGCAGUGACCCUUUUUUGCUCUCUCCAGGAUAAACUCUCUUCCCUCAAAGCCCAGGUCAGUAAAGAGUCUCCAUUAAUUGUCACCGGGCACUCUAUUGGAGGAUCUAUAGCGGUGCUUUUCACCUUAUUGCUGCUGGAAAGUAUUCCUGAAAGGGACACUGGAAGCCUGCUGUGCAUCACUUUUGGUUCACCCCUUAUUGGUGACAAUGGCUUCCAGCAAGCUAUCUCAGAACGUCCAACUUGGAAUCCUCGCUUUCUGCAUGUGGUCUAUGAUCAUGAUCCCAUCCCUAGGCUCUUUGUGUCGCCACGCAAUGUUGAGCCAACUUCUAGUGCCAGUUUCUACAAGCCGUUUGGUACAUUUCUCUUGUGCUCGGGGUCAGGUUGUGCCUGUUUUGAGGAGCCCGAAUCAGUCUUGGACUUGAUGUUGGCAAGGAUGAGCUCGGGCAGUGUUGGAACACACGGUCCUGCCAACGGGGGCAUGCAGAUGAAUGGGAUUGGUGAAUGGGAUUAUGGAGGUAUUUUGUCAAAAAUUAUGAAUGGAGCAAUCUGUAAAGGAGUUUCAGGCCUUGGUCAACGGGAUUUUGGUACUCUCCAGACAGGAAUUAUCAUACAGAUGGAUGCAAUUGAAAUUGAAGUAUUUAAGAAAACACAUAGUGUAGGUGAAAUCCCUCACCUAACACAAGGACGACUACAGAAUGGUGCCAUCAAUGCACUCGCCUUAAAAAUUGUGAGAAGAGCAGAGGAUCUUCUAGCCUCCAAGAGGAACAUCUUUAAUCCCUUGAAGAAACUAAAUAACACCAAAAUAAACAUGGCACACAUUGAAUGGUACAAGAAGGCUACAGAGCGUUCAGGAGGCUACUACAAUGCUUUCAGGGUCGAGGAGUCGAUGAGAAGGGCGGAGAUUGUUAAGCGCAAGAGUUUCCUGACACAGUAUUGGAAGAGGAUGGUCAUGGAAGCGGAGAAAUUUCCCCAGAAAGAGGGGGUGUUUUCUCGAAAGGCCUGGCUACUUGGAGGGACAAACUACCGAAGGUUGGUUGAGCCGCUUGACAUCGCCGAGUGGUACGGAAAGGGAAAGGAGGACUAUCUAGCAAACAGGUCUGAACAUUAUAAGCUCUUGGAACAAUGGGUGGUGGAAUAUGGGAAACUAGCAGCGAGUCAGCAAAGCAACGGAAACGUGAGAAGCAGGCCUGCUAGUCUCACUGAGGAUUCUUGCUUCUGGGCACGCGUUGAAGAAGCUAUCAUUUCUUGUAAACGAUUGAAGCAAUUAGGAGGAGGGUGCAGAGAAGAUGAAAAAUCAUUGAGGGAGAGCUUGGAGAAGUUCGAAAACCAUGCCAUGGAGUUGAUAAACAAGUAUGCAGUGUCUUCUGAGAUCUUCUUCAAGGAAAGCAGGUUCAUGUUAUGGUGGGAAAAUUACAAGGAAAUCAUGGGUUCUUCUCAUCACUCAUCCCUUGCUGAUUUCAUGAGGAACCGCAGAUAUAAAGAUUGGAUAAACGUGUGACAGUGAGGAUGCCACCGCUCCUGCCUUUCAAAAGCUUAGCCGCAUUACACGCUCUAUUGUUCAUUCAGUUUCAGUACCACUGCACGCACUGUAUACUGUGUCAAGCCUACAAACUCCAUGUACAAAUAACAAUUUCCAAUUAUUUUCAUGUGGGUAUCCAUUGAAGCAUCUUUUUAAUUAAGAGAUGGAUGAUGGUAAGCUGGACCAGGCGAGCACAUGUUACAUGGAGAUAGAUAGACUACAAGCCAGAGCCAGAGCCCGCAUUCAUACUGAAAUUUUUUUGUAUACUUUUGUUCGGCCUCAACCUCAACCUCAACCAUCAUCCCGCUGGUAAUAACUUUAACUGGCUUCGAAUUUCUUUAUUGGGUGGGUCACACUUCAAAUUGAGCAUCUGUUUGUUUCCCUGCUUUUCCUACUAACUAAGACUUAAAUUCAUUUUUAUAUAAUAAUAGAAUUUAUUAUGUUA
This is a messenger RNA of Diospyros lotus (date-plum), 2629 nucleotides long. Its product is annotated as senescence-associated carboxylesterase 101. Gene Ontology annotation, molecular function: carboxylic ester hydrolase activity. NCBI's taxonomy places the organism in Eukaryota, Viridiplantae, Streptophyta, Magnoliopsida, Ericales, Ebenaceae. Gene Ontology annotation, biological process: lipid metabolic process; defense response. The record is from RefSeq and is a predicted model, not a curated record. The transcript has 4 exons. Bases 376 to 2163 code for a protein of 595 amino acids.